UCUCCAUGUGUAUGAGGGAACGAGCUGAUCGGACGGAGUAUCUUUGGUGGUACGUUCAAUUGAAAUAAAUCAAAAUCCGACUUUAGGGGUAAAAAAAUAAUGAGUAAAAAGUCCUCCCUUUUAGAAAAUACAUCCACAAACAAUAAAUAACCAAAUAAAAAUCAGAAAAUAUUAAUAAAAUAAUUUAUUAAUAUUAUUUUAUUAAAAUUAGUUUAUCUUAAUUUAUUUUUAAAUAUGUAUGUAAAAGGAUAAAUUUUAUAAAUUUUACUAAAUUUUAUAGAGCAAUACGAAUCAAAAUAUAAAUAUGCUUCGUCGUAAAAAGCGUUCACCACGAAGUAAUAGAAGAUUAGCAAGAGCAAUAAUGAAAGCUUUAUUUACUGAUGAGACAAUAAAAAAAUUGGAUAUUUUAAUUGGUUAUUUAGUAGUUGGAUUUUCUUAUCUCAUGUUUAUUGCCAUCCCUAUAUUUGCUUACAUAUAUGAAAUUCACUGCGCUGUUCCUGAAUUCACUUGGUUUAGAAAUCGUUGGCCAUUUGGAGGACAAGGACAGAAUAAUGGAGGAAAUAAUGGUGGAGGUGGAAAUAAUGGUGGAGGUGGAAAUAAUGGGGGAGGUGGAAAUAAUGGAGGAAAUCAAUUCGGUCAACCAAUACAACCACAAAUACAGCAACCACAAAUGCACCCACAAAUACAGCCACAAGAAAUUCGCCCACAAAUACGACCUCAAAACAUGAUUCCCCAACCUCACCCACACCAUAACUUGCCUCAACCUCGUUCACAAAUACCAUGGUUUCAACACCGACCACAACAACAAGCUUCUUCAUUUGCCGAUAUUAGUUAUACUAAUAUGCCGUCUUCUUCUGAUCCACUGUCUUUCUAUAAUCGAAGCUACAAUCCACGAGCAGGACAUCCAUCUGGCUUUCAGCCAUAUAUACUAGACGAUUCUGAUGAUGAAAGUAUUAUUUCUGAUGGACAUUCACCAUCCCCAGAAUAUUCUUUCCAAGAUCGUAAACGUCGUUCUGUUUCUUUAAUGAACCAGAAUCGUAAAGGAAACAAGAAAAAUGGAGAAAUUAUUAUUUCUGAUAUUUCAAACAAGGAUGCUAGUAAAAAUCGAGGUACAAAGUUAAAAAAGAGUGCCAAGAAAAUCACAAAGGACAAAACAGAACAACAAAAAUUGGAUAAAAAAUUUGAAGGUUUUAUGAUUAAAAUUUUGAAAGUUAUUACAAAUUAUCAAAAUUAUUAG
Messenger RNA from Meloidogyne enterolobii, 1237 nucleotides. NCBI's taxonomy places the organism in Eukaryota, Metazoa, Nematoda, Chromadorea, Rhabditida, Meloidogynidae. The record is from the annotation of a GenBank genome assembly.